This is a messenger RNA of Saprolegnia parasitica CBS 223.65, 900 nucleotides long. RefSeq lists its product as hypothetical. The record is from RefSeq and is a predicted model, not a curated record. Bases 1 to 900 code for a protein of 299 amino acids. The transcript has 3 exons. Gene Ontology annotation, biological process: protein ubiquitination. NCBI's taxonomy places the organism in Eukaryota, Oomycota, Saprolegniomycetes, Saprolegniales, Saprolegniaceae.
AUGGCAGCCGCCGCCAACGCGACGACGCCGAACGCGACGACCGCGUAUCCAGUGAUCAGCUCGCACGCCGCCGACCCGCCGUACGCCAAGGCCCUCGUCGGUGUCGCUGUCGUCUUCGUCUUUGUUGUCGGGUUCAUUGCCUGCUACAUCGUUGUCCGGCGAGCCGCAGCGUAUGGACGCCAAACCAGCGCGCCACCAAGUGCUGUCGAGCUCGAGCACGACGAGCCGCUCUCGCCUUGGUUUAAGCAGAACACGUCGCCGAGCCACCACCUCGAGGCGUCCGUGCAGCACCGAUCUCGGGCCGAGAUGGCGUCGUCGUCGCCACUGGCGAUUGCAUCACCGCGCGAGACGGACGCCACGACCGGAACGAGCGAGUAUAGUCUGUACACGGACGCGAUCGAGCUGCGGCGAGGCAGCUCGGGUCUCCAGACGACGACACACCCGGGCCCGAGCCACCGGUGCUCGAUGCGCCGGAGCCGGUACUUUCGCGCGCCGCCAUCGGCCGACCCGAGUGGCGACGCAGCGACCACGUGCGCGAUCUGCCUGCAGGCGGUAGUAGCCGGCGCCACGAUUGCGUGCCGCCAUCGGUUCUGCUUCGCGUGCAUUCGCGCGUGGACCGAUGUUUCGUCGACGUGCCCGCUGUGCAAAGUGGACAUUCGUGCGAUUCUCAACGAAGCAACUCGGACAGAGGUCGUGAUCGCACCCAAAGUCCAAGCGCCACCGGCGGAAAAUGACCACUUUGCCUUUUCAGACGACGACUUUGCCGAUGCGGACGACGACGUGGCACUUGCGCUGGAUGCGGACGACGCCAGCGACGGCUACGAGAUGGACGGCUUCGUCGUCCCGAAUGACUUUAUCGAGUUUGAAGAUAGUCAGGACGAGGCAGAUCUGCGUACGUAA